AUGUCUUAUUUUUUAUAUGAAAACAAAGGUACUACCGCAUUUUCAUAUGGUUUUGCAAGCAUUAUAAACGCUGCACUCGUACUCGAUGGAAAAUCGUCAUUAAGUGUCGGAGGACAAGUAGGUGUUGGUAUAGCAGUUACAUUUAUAUGGGCCAUUCAAAAUGCACUUCGAAUCGAUCUGCAAGGAUGGAUCAAUAACGUAGCGGCAUUUUUUCAAAUCAGUUCUGCAAUCAGCAUCGCAAUUGUUCUCCUCGUCAUGGCUCCACGACGAGCCACUGCUGAAGACGUUUUUACAUUGACUUAUAAUGGUACAGGAUUUUCAUUUGGCUAUGUUUGCUGUAUUGGAAUACUUUCAACAGUUUUUUCAUUUUCCGGCUAUGAAGGUAUAUAA
Rotaria sp. Silwood2 is the source of this 390-nucleotide messenger RNA. Lineage: Eukaryota; Metazoa; Rotifera; Eurotatoria; Philodinida; Philodinidae. The record is from the annotation of a GenBank genome assembly.